AUGGCGAAACGUUUCAAGCUUCGGAUCUCCCGAGUAAUCCCAUCCUUCCAGUCCUGCCGUUCCAAAGACCCCUCCUCCCUCCCAGAAGAUCCUGUCCCUUCGUUCUUCCGACUCUCACCGGUCAACCCCAAGCUCAUCCCCGUCGAUUUCCCAAGGACCCCACCACCCUCCAAACCACAACCCCAUCGCUCCUCCUUCAAACGCCACGUGUCCUCCGCCUUCUUAUCUGUCGGUUGUGGCCUCACGUUGAAGUCCGGUGUACAGAACUCCUGUGACGACAACCACACCGGAUCACAGCAGUAUUUCAAGUGGCAAAAAGAAGAGAAAUGGCACGUGGUUGCCAAGGUCCACGACGAGACACCUCGCCGGAAAAUAUAUAAUUCGUCCGUUUCCGGUGACUCCGAUGACGAAGUUUUGGCGUUACCACCUCCACCACUACCGCCUGCGGCGCAGAAGAAGAAACGACGGUGUAGAAAGAAGAAAACGAUAAUGAGAGGCCGUAUGAGUACUUCAUCGGCGGAUAGCGGGUUGUUUAGCAGCGAAGGAGCUGAUGAGGAGGAAGAAGGAGAAGAGACUGAAACCCUAGUUUCCUCUUCUAGAAGCUUCUCUACUGACUCAUCUUCAGAAUUCAACCCUCACUUGGAGACCAUACGGGAGACACCCAUGACCACAAGGCGUCCCAAGAAGAACAGGAAGAAAGCGAAGAAAUCAAAACGUUCCUUUUCAAAGGCUGGCGGUGAUGGUAAUGGUGGUUAUGGUCCUGUUAAGGUGAAGGUUAUGUGUAGGUCGUCGGUAUCGUCGUCGGAGAAUGCUUCACCGGCGAGAUUGUCGAUGUUCAAGAAGCUGAUACCAUGUACGGUGGAUGGGAAGGUGAAGGAAAGCUUUGCGAUUGUGAAGAAAUCUGAUGACCCGUAUGAGGAUUUCAAGAGGUCAAUGAUGGAGAUGAUUCUGGAGAAACAAAUGUUCGAGAAGGAAGAUUUGGAACAGCUGUUGCAGUGUUUUCUGUCGUUGAACUCAAGGCACCAUCAUGGGGUUAUUGUUGAAGCUUUCUCUGAGAUUUGGGAAACCAUGUUUUGUGCUUGCUAGAAAUUUUACUGAACAUCGUUUUUCAAAAGCGCUAGCUCUGAUCAAGAUCAUGAGGAGACUUGAGUCUGAG
Molecule: messenger RNA, 1156 nt
Organism: Ilex paraguariensis (yerba mate)
Lineage: Eukaryota; Viridiplantae; Streptophyta; Magnoliopsida; Aquifoliales; Aquifoliaceae
Source: the annotation of a GenBank genome assembly